AUGGCGGUGGCGUCUCUGGCGCUGGCGCUGCCCCUGCUCCUGCUCCUGAGCCUGGCACCGGCGCCCACUUCGGAAGGUUGCCCGUCGGCCUGCCGCUGCUCUUUCGCCAUGCUGCAGUGCCUGGAACCCGACGGCAUCGCCGGCAUCCCCGCCCUGGCGCCGCAGGAGAGCGAGAACGUGACGGAGAUCUACAUUGAAAACCAAGCGGGCCUGGAAAACAUAACCCAAGCAGAACUGAUCAACUACAAGGAGCUAAAAAACCUCACGGUGACGUCGUGCAAGCUGAGACGCAUCGCCGCCGACGCCUUCCGCCACAACCUCAAGCUGCAGUACGUGAACUUGGCCUCCAACCGUCUGGAGCACAUCUCGUGGAGGGUCUUUCACUUCCUGCCGCUGCUCAACCUGGUUCUGCUGGACAACCCUCUGGCCUGCUCGUGCGACCUCCACUGGCUGCAGCACCGGCAGCGCGGCGAGCGCGCCGACCCGGACGAGCCCCCGUUGACGUGCGUGGCCGCCGGACGCCGAGUGCCGCUCGACUCGCUCGUCGUCGACAACUGCAGUCUGCCCGAGGUCACCAUUCUGCCCUCCAACACCAAAGUCCAGGAGGGGGGCAACCUGACCUUUGAGUGUCACGUGACCGGAAGUCCCACCCCGCAAGUCAAGUGGCGCACGGACGCGCUGCACUCGCGCUUCUUCCCUCAGGAGAGAAUCUGGGGCUCGACGCUGGAGGUGGUCCUGUUCCUGAGCAACGUGUCGUCCAGCGACAACCUGCACAAUCUGACGUGCGAGGCCGAGAACCAGGCCGGGCCCGGGGAGGACGCCGUGCAGCUGGACGUCGAGUUCCCCGCCAGGAUCCUGUACCUGAGGAACGCGGUCCCCAUGCACCACUGGUGCUUCCCGUUCGCCGUGGACGGCAACCCGGAGGCCAACAUCAGCUGGCAGUACGAAGGCUCGGCGCUGAAGGAGACGGCCUUGACGUACACGCAACUCUUCCCCGACUCGGCCGACGGCUCCAAGAAGCACGGCUGCCUGUUCCUGGACAAGCCGACCCACAUCAACAACGGGCGCUACACCCUGCUGGUGGACAACAAGCUGGGCAAAGACCAGGCCAGCGCCGCCGGCAUGUUCAUGGACAACCCCUUCGGACUCUUGGAACCCGAGGGCCUCAUUCCCGUCAUCGACGUGGAUCCAACUCCCGCCAACAAAUCCGUCGCGGACGUCACGGAGAACCUGGAGAGUCGAGUCUCUGUGGUAUCCGUGGCCGUGGGUCUGGCCCUGUUCGCUUGCGCCUUCCUGCUGGCGGCCGCCUUGGUCAUCCACAAGUGCGGACGCGAGUCCAAAUUCGCCAUCCACCGUUCGUCCGUGCUGGCUGCCGAGGAAGAACUGGCCAUGUCGCUGCGCUUCACCAACUUCGGGACCAGCCCGCCGUCCUCGGACGAAGACUCGGGCCUGUCCAGCUUCGUGGAGAACCCGCAGUACUUCUGCGGUAUCCUCAAAGACAAAGACAUGAGUGUGCAGCACAUCAAGCGGGCGGACGUCGUGCUGAAGUGGGAACUGGGCGAAGGCGCUUUCGGCAAAGUCUACCUGGCCGAGUGCGCCAACCUCAGCCUCGACAGCGACAAGAUGUUGGUCGCCAUCAAGACCCUGAAGGACGCCAACGAGUCGACCCGGCAGGACUUCCAGAGGGAGGCGGAGCUCCUGACGGUUCUGCAGCAUCAGCACAUCGUGCGCUUCUACGGCGUGUGCGCCGACGGGGAGCCGCUCGCCAUGGUCUUCGAGUACAUGCGCCACGGAGACCUGAACCGCUUCCUCCGAGCUCACGGUCCCGACGCUGGCAUCCUGGAGGAGUCCAAGAUGGCGCCGGCGGGCGAACUGACCGUACCUCAGAUGCUCCACAUCGCGGCCCAGAUCGCGUCGGGGAUGGUGUACCUGGCCUCGCUGCACUUCGUCCACAGAGACCUGGCCACGCGCAACUGCCUGGUGGGAGAAGGCCUGGUGGUCAAAAUCGGAGACUUUGGCAUGUCCAGGGACAUCUAUAGCACCGAUUACUAUCGGGUGGGGGGCCGCACCAUGCUGCCCAUCCGCUGGAUGCCGCCCGAGAGCAUCAUGUACAGGAAGUUCACCACCGAGAGCGACAUCUGGAGCUUCGGCGUGGUCCUCUGGGAGAUCUUCACCUACGGAAAACAGCCCUGGUACCAGCUGUCCAACAGCGAGGCCAUCGAGUGCAUCACGCAGGGCCGCGAGCUGGAGCGCCCGCGCACUUGCCCGCAACAAGUUUACGCACUGAUGCGCGGCUGCUGGCAGCGAGAACCCCAACAGCGGACGCUCAUCAAGGACAUCCACGCCCGCCUCCUCGCCCUCGUCAAGAACCCGCCCGUCUACCUCCACAUCCUGGCUUAGGCCGCGACGCGCUACACCAGUGAGACGACUCAGCGCGCGGGUGUGUAACUCGCCACGUCUACUACUAGUAUGCAAGUAAGUGACGGGGCUGCGCUACAAGGCCCGAGGAGUAGUCAGCUGAUGUGCACUAGUAGCCUCCUGGACCCCGCUACUAUCACCAUUGCCUUACCAAAUCUGUCCUACUCGUGUACCGAAAUGUCAUACAGUAGAAAACUUGAAAGCAGAAAUAUUACUAGUAAGUGCAUGUAUUUCUACUAGUGCACUAGCCAUUUGAGCAUUUAGUUGAGAUCCGUGAUGUGUGGCUCAAUGUCCAUGCGCUAGUACGCUCUCGUCCUCACUUAAAGACAGUUCAGUGCGCUAGUGGAACAGAUCAGUAUUUAUUUAUUUAUUUAUUUUUUUUUGGGGGGGGGGUUCACUAGUGAUGCCAUUUUCCUCCACUAAUACUGUAUGCAAUAAAACCUUCCAAGUAAACUACUGUGCUCCACAGCGAACACUACUAGGCCCAACGAGGAGGCAUGUGUCAAGCUGCACACUAGUAGCUUCCUAAACCCAAAACGCUCUCGUGCUUUUGCUUUGCAUAGUUGUCCUGCCGUGACGCCAGAGUUGGCCGACGAGCGGUCUAAAAAAGUCAUGCAGUAGUCCAAGAAUGCUGCUCGGGAGACAUUUGUGCUUCUGCUUGUGCAUUGAAUUGUUUCAGUAGUGAAGACAAAGAGUAUACUAGUGUGUUUACUGUACCUGAAGAUGGAUAUUGAGGUUAUUGAAUAAAUUCUCACUAUGAAGGCAAUUCAGCGCACUAGUAGGCGAGUACAUCCUUGAUCUUCAGGUCCACCUGCUGGUGACUGGUACGCUCUUUAUCCUUGUUAGUCAUGUAGUUGGCAGACUAGUAGACCAACGUUAUCCAUCCUACCAGUGUGCAGAGAUCUCGUACAGUAGUGGAAGGGAGGAGCGCGAAAAAUGUGACUCGUCGGACGAUUCUACUAGUGCACCAGAGCCUUUCCACGAGUGCGCUAAAUUGUCUUACUAGUGAGGACAAAGUGCGCACUAGUACACUGACCUUGAGUCAGCGAGCGUCUCUUCUUCUCACGCCACAAAGUGUGCCACCUUGUUUUUGGGAGCCCCCGCAGGAUGCGGGCGGAACUGCAGCCUGUCGGCUUGUCCCCGUCAGGGGUCGCCGCAGCUUGUCAUCUCAGAUGAACGCUCAUAUUUGAGUGAUGAAAAGGCAAACUUGUCAUAGGCUGAUGAGGAUGAGGAUGAUGAAGAUGAUGCGGGUGCGUAGAACCGACUUCAUGCGACAUAUGAUUAUUGUUUUCAAUGUUAGGAGAAUGGGUUUCUUGACUUUUGAAGACAAAGACAGUAUUAACCCCAAAAUACACGCCUACGUACGAAAGUUCAGAUGUUCCUGUUUACGUGUAAUUGACUAUUUACUCAACUGCAGCGGGUACGUGGCUGUUUUGUCCAACUUGCACCCGUUCUCUUUCAUUUUUUUAUUUGAGGUGUGUUUAUUUAUUCAGCUCAGCGGAGGGAGGCCAUUAUUUCAGGGAGAGUUUCAAAAUAAAGCUUGUGCAGUUGGGAGUUGCUCUUUUGAACGCCUUCAAAAUAAAAGUACGGCAGAGGAGAG
Syngnathoides biaculeatus (alligator pipefish) is the source of this 4018-nucleotide messenger RNA. It is a transcript of the gene ntrk1, whose product is annotated as neurotrophic tyrosine kinase, receptor, type 1. Gene Ontology annotation, cellular component: plasma membrane; axon; signaling receptor complex. Gene Ontology annotation, biological process: cell surface receptor protein tyrosine kinase signaling pathway; protein phosphorylation; positive regulation of kinase activity. NCBI's taxonomy places the organism in Eukaryota, Metazoa, Chordata, Actinopteri, Syngnathiformes, Syngnathidae. The transcript has 17 exons. The record is from RefSeq and is a predicted model, not a curated record. Bases 1 to 2400 code for a protein of 799 amino acids. Gene Ontology annotation, molecular function: ATP binding; neurotrophin binding; neurotrophin receptor activity.